This is a messenger RNA of Drosophila pseudoobscura, 3603 nucleotides long. RefSeq names its product adenylyl cyclase X E-like. Gene Ontology annotation, molecular function: adenylate cyclase activity. NCBI's taxonomy places the organism in Eukaryota, Metazoa, Arthropoda, Insecta, Diptera, Drosophilidae. The record is from RefSeq and is a predicted model, not a curated record. Gene Ontology annotation, cellular component: plasma membrane. The transcript is spliced from 12 exons. Gene Ontology annotation, biological process: cAMP biosynthetic process; adenylate cyclase-activating G protein-coupled receptor signaling pathway; intracellular signal transduction. The coding region runs from base 50 to 3421 and encodes 1123 amino acids.
GUUCGAUGUAAUAAAUUUCAAAGCCCUCAAAGAAUAUUAAAUAGAAAAAAUGUCUGAAAAGCUCUUUCCCAAAGACGUGUGUCAGUACAACUAUGCCAAAGAGCGCCUUUGGGAGCGCAGCUACCUUUUGGUAAAAUGUGCGGAACUGCACUUGGAGGAGGAGUACCGCUUGUACCAGGCACGACUAUGGAGCAGUUUUCUUGGGGUGUUCUGCCUUCUGCACGUGCUCAUAACCAUCGCCCACUGCGUCAUACUGCUGUUGACCUGCGAUCAUAUCCACAUGAUAAUAGCCGAUGUGGUUAUAUAUCUAGCGACUUCAUUCGUUAUUCUAACUAUCUUGGGCAUCAAUUUCUGUGAGAACUUCGCCAGGCGGCACUCGUGGAUUACUUAUAUGAGCUCCGUGGUGGCUGCAUUGGCCUUUGUAUCUGCCGAUAUCUUUCAGGGCACAUAUCAUUACUACACCCACGAUUGGGCACUGGAUACCUUCUACGACACCUAUAUUAUCUAUAUAAUAUACAUGUUCUUGCCGAUGCCCAUCAUCUCGGGUGCCCUGCUGCUGGGGGUCACGGUGUCCGUCGUGUACAUCACCUACUUUGGGAUCUACAUCGCCACGGAGUACUAUAUGGCCUACGACUAUGCCAGGUUCAGUGUGUAUAUUGUCCACCACGUGUGCUUCAACCUUCUGGGUAUGUUCUUUCGCAUAAUGAAUGACAUUGUAGUGCGGUCGUCCUUCUUGGACCGCCAUCAGUACAUAAUGGAGAAGAUCUGGCUGCGCAAUGCGCGUCGUCAGGAAAAGUUAGUUCUGCACAGCAUUAUCCCGCCGCAGAUAGCGAAACCCAUUCAAGACGAUAUACAAAAUAGACUUGCCAGAAAAGUACGCGGACUCGCUGCGCGUCGCUCACCGGGCGUCAUGGAGCAUGUCAUGGCCAUUCAGAUCCAUCCCGAGGUCACGGUGUUGUAUGCGGAUGUCGUCAACUAUACGCAUCUGACGACCACUGUGAACGUGGAGAAGUUGGUGAGGCUGUUGCACGACCUCUUCGUAAGGUUCGAUUUGGCAGCCACACAAUUUGAGGUUCAGCGAAUCAAGUUCUUGGGCGACUGCUACUACUGUGUGGCAGGUCUAACGCCGCCGAGUCCCGACCACGCCAAGAGUUGUGUAGGUCUGGGUCUGUCCAUGAUCUCCCAUAUUCAGGAAGUUCGGAGGGAACACGAAGUGCCCAUCAAUAUGCGCAUUGGGGUCCAUUCGGGUAGCGUGAUUGCUGGAGUCAUCGGCGAAGCGAAGCUGCAGUACGAUAUAUGGGGUACCGACGUGACAAUUGCCAAUCACUUAGAAUCCACCGGGACACCGGGAUUCGUCCAUGUUAGUGCCAGCACUUUAAAGGAACUAGAACCCAGCGAAUAUACGAUAAUUCCUGGCACCGAUGCAGCCUUGGAGGAUCCCGUUCUAGGCAAAAACAAUAUCACAACGUUUCUGAUUUCUGCUCAGACUUCUCACCAUUCCCCCAGUCGUUCCCUAGAGAGGAUUGAUUCAUAUGCUGACAUCGAUAUAUACGCUAGACCCGAUAUAUACCGCACUAAAACGAUCAACGAAGAGUUGCGUCAGGAGUUUCGAAUGAUGCCAGUCUGUAGUUUCAAACAAAUCUUCUCCUGGAGAAAGCGAAACCAGUCUAUCGACCUUCCUUCGCCCGGGGUCACCAAAUUCUGCCUGGUCUAUCGGGAUUCCAACCUAGAGUGCAAGUACUUGCACUCGCCGGACCUAAUGUUCAAGUACAGCAUGUUGCUGGCUUGGAGCAUGGGUUGCAGCCUGGCCUACAUUCAGCUGUUGACUCAAAACCGGAACCUACUACUUGAAGCCAUAGUGCUGGACGCUGUAGUCUUAACUUGUCUGACCGUCUUGCUUGUCAUAUCUUGGUACAAGAAAUUGUGCUGGCUUAGAUAUGGCAAUAAUGAGAACGAUAGGCACAGAUUCGGCAAACUAAGCUGCUGUAUAUUUCGCACCAGUGAGAAGAUCCAAGCGAGCCUCAGCCUCCGCAUUUGCAUCUACCUCUUCAUCAUUUGUGCGUACAAUUCCAUGAUCUGCAUCGUACUGAUGGGAUGCGAUCGCGAGGAGCUGGAAGUGAUGUACAUCGAGAGUAAACUGUAUCACUAUGAGGCCGAUAUGAAUGUGUGCUUCAAUCCCUGGUUGAUCUCCAAUAUGAUGGCCCUUACCAUUGGCAUGUGCUUCACGUUCACGAGUGUUCCGUUCGUCUUGAAGAUAGUUGUCUGUCUACUGAUGACGAUCUCCUAUCUGGUGGUUAUACUAAUCCAGUUCCAGUUCGUUUUCCAUCACAGUGUCACCACAAAUCCCUUUUUUUCGGCAGAAUACGCACAUAGUUUGCUCGUUGUCAUCGCUUUUGUAACCCUGUAUCUGAAGGAGCGACACGCGGAGUUCACAAACAAAGUCAACUUCAAUUGGCGCGUGGAGCUGAAAAAAAAGCAGAGAGAUGCCCAUAUAACUAACCACUCGAUAAUAAUUCUCCUGAAUAACAUACUUCCAGCUCAUGUUGUCAACGUCUACCUUACAUCUCUCGAAAAACAUGAGCUGUACUACGAGGAGUAUAAAAUAGUUUCCGUCAUGUUUGCCACUCUACAGAACUUUGAAAUGAACAUCAGAGGCUUGCGUCUGCUGAACGAGAUCAUCACAGAGUUUGAUAGAUUGUUGCAUCACUACAAAGACAAUUACUUGGUGGAGAAGAUCAAAAUUGUGGGCUGCACUUAUAUGGCAGCUUGUGGACUGGACGUCAGCUUUGCCGAUCGUGUCAGCAUCGAGUGGGAAAGAAGAGACUCGCUAAUGUCAGAGGUGGAACAGGCCCGGAUGGUUCGCAGACGAUCUUCGAGAAUGUCAGAGAAAAGUCAAAAGGAAGAUCUUGGCGAAGAGGUCGUCUUUGUGAUGACCACGUUUGCCCUGGACCUAAUGCGCACCCUCUGGAUGAUCAACAAGGCCUAUGAGACGACAACCUAUGACAAGUCCGUCAUCAGCCCAGACAUGACCAUCGGCAUCUCCAGUGGCGAGGUGAUGGCCGGCGUUGUGGGCGCCUCUCACCCGCACUACGACAUCUGGGGACACCCCGUUAACAUGGCCUCCCGCAUGGACUCCAAGGGCCUGAUUGGCCACAUCCACGUGACCGAGGAGACAGCCAUUCUGUUGCGUGAGUUCGGCGUUGACUGCAUCUAUCGUGGGAUGACAUUCGUGAAAGGCGCCGGGCCAAUGCCCACGUACUUUGUGGCCAUUGAUGAUAAUUAUGACUUUGUCACCACCACAGCCAAGCGAACGCCUAGGCAUCAAUAUCGGGAAAGGGAUGAGUAUCCGCUGGAAAGCGAAUCGAUGCUUGGCUUCUCUGGAGUCGAUGACGACGAUAGUAACGAUGAAAAAUACAUAUAAAUAGGAGCUAUUUUAAUGGGAGUUAUUGCAAAGCAAAGCCGGCUUGCCUUCUGUUUUCUUUGCGUGACCUGCACUUUCCCUUCCAAAUAUUAUUAAUGAUUUUCUACGCCUACCAAUUAAAAGUGUCAAAAGCAGAAGCAGCCGGAACCUUUGGUCUUGCCUUGGCUUUGUAAUUGAAUCAA